AUGGCGAUGGCACUCAGGGCAAAGGCAGAUGUGUGGCUGGCAAGACCCUGGCAGUGCCUGCCCAGGACGAGGGCACUGGGCACCACAGCAUCACUGGCCCCCAACACACUGCGGCCCUUUGAAGCCAUACCGCAGUACUCCAGAAACAGGUGGCUGAAGAUGCUACAGAUCCUGAGGGAGGAGGGCCAAGAGGGCCUGCACCUGGAGAUGCAUGAGGCCUUCCGGGAGCUGGGGCCCAUUUUCAGGUACAGCAUGGGAAGAACACAGGUUGUGUAUGUGAUGUUGCCAGAGGUUGCCGAGAAGGUAUUCCAGGCAGACAGUACACAGCCCAGCCGCACGCUCUUGGAACCUUGGGUAGCCCACAGAGAACACCGUGGCCUGAGUCGUGGAGUGUUCUUGCUAAAUGGGCCUGAAUGGCGCUUCAACCGACUGAGGAUCAACCCACACAUGCUGUCCCCAAAGGCCGUUCAGAAGUUUGUCCCCAUGGUGGACAUGGUAGCACGGGACUUCUUGGAGUUCCUGAAGAAGAAGGUGCUGGUGAAUGCCCAUGGAAGCUUGUCAAUGAACUUCUAUUCCAGUAUGUUCAACUAUACCAUAGAAGCCAGCCACUUUGUUCUUUUUGGGGAGCGGCUGGGCCUCCUUGGUGAUGACCUGAAUUCUGGCAGCCUGAAGUUCGUCAAUGCCUUGAAUUCCAUAAUGAAGACGACUCCACAGCUCAUGCUUUUGCCUAGUGGUCUGACUCGCUGGAUAAGCACCCGGGUGUGGAAAGAGAACUUUGAUUCCUGGGAUUUCGUCUCUGAGUACGUCACAAAAAAUGUCAAGAAUGUGUAUCAAGAGGUGCAAAGUGGUGGCCCACAGUCCUGGAGUGUCAUAUCACAGCUGGUAGCAGAGGGUGCUCUGACAAUGGAUGCCAUUCUGGCCAACUCUCUGGAACUCACUGCUGGGAGUGUGGACACGACAUCAGUGCCCCUGGUCAUGACCCUCUUUGAGCUGGCUCGGAACCCAGAUGUUCAACAGGCUGUGCGGCAGGAGAGCCUGGCAGCUGAGGCCAGCGUGGCUGCAAAUCCCCAGAGGGCUAUGUCGGAUCUGCCCCUGCUGCGGGCUGUCCUUAAAGAGACCUUGAGGCUCUAUCCUGUUGCUGUCUUUUUGGAGAGAAUUCUAAGCUCGGACUUGGUGCUUCAGAACUACCACGUCCCUGCUGGGACGAUCCUCCACAUGAGUCUCUACUCCAUGGGCCGAAACCCUGCAGUAUUUCCGAGGCCCGAGCACUACUUGCCCCAGCGCUGGCUGGAGAGGAAUGGGAGUUUCCAGCACCUGACCUUCGGCUUUGGGGUGCGCCAGUGCCUGGGCAAGCGCCUGGCUCAGGUGGAGAUGCUCCUCCUGCUGCACCAUGUGCUGAAAUCCUUCAGGGUGGAGACGCAGGAGCGAGAGGAUGUGCGGAUGGUGUACCGCUUUGUUCUGGCGCCCAGCUCCAGCCCCCUGCUCACUUUCCGGCCUGUCAGCUAGUCAGUCAGCUUUGCAGCUGGGGUCCCAGUCAGGCCAGCAGCUCCCUCCUGUCCUGAUGACAAGCUGCCCUCAUUUCUACCUUGGGCCACCAUGCCUGUAGCCACAGCUACCUUCUUGUCUAGGCUCUGGAGGAUUACUGCCCCUCCUCUGUCAGUCCCUUCACCCCCAGCCUCCACCUCCAACUGUGAUCAUUCAAGUGAGCCCAUAUGCUGGCUUUGCUUUCCUCUCUGGUCCCAAAAAUCCCUGAACCCUCUCUUAAAGUUUCUUCGUAUGGUUUGCACAUUGUGCAAUACGAACCCAGCAUCAGCAAGGACAUCUCAUGUCAACAGUGAAAGCCCAGGAUUCACUCAUGACACAUUCUCAUGCCUGAGGAGAGACAGAACUGGCCAAGUGUAUGCUGCACACCCCAGACGUCAUGUGGUGUGGCGGAGUCAGGGGCGCAGUGGAUGCUCCCUGGUCAGCUUCCAUUCCAGACAUUGUGCCGAUCUUGAGGAUGCUGAGAGGGCUAAGGGCCUCAAGAAUGGCCAAAACAAAAACGGAAAACAAAACAAACAACAACAAUAAAAAGCCCCAACCAAACAAAAACAACUUGAGAAAUGUUCUGGUAACUAAAGCGUCAGAAAUUG
This is a messenger RNA of Mesocricetus auratus (golden hamster), 2132 nucleotides long. RefSeq names its product cytochrome P450 11B1, mitochondrial. Gene Ontology annotation, cellular component: mitochondrion; mitochondrial inner membrane. Gene Ontology annotation, molecular function: iron ion binding; steroid 11-beta-monooxygenase activity; heme binding. NCBI's taxonomy places the organism in Eukaryota, Metazoa, Chordata, Mammalia, Rodentia, Cricetidae. The transcript is spliced from 9 exons. The coding region runs from base 1 to 1506 and encodes 501 amino acids. Gene Ontology annotation, biological process: aldosterone biosynthetic process; cortisol metabolic process; glucocorticoid biosynthetic process. The record is from RefSeq and is a predicted model, not a curated record.